AAUACCUUCAACCACAUGCAUACACUGUCAGUGGAACGUGGAUGCUUAGAGAGAGUGUAUGGAUGGUCCCUUGUGAGGUUAGGGCUGGAAUUGUUGGUCUGCUCAUUUCUCGGCCUUGCAGCAGGGUCUCUGCAGCCAUUGGAGAGCAAAACAUACCAGCUUUAUCUUUGUGUGCCUCUGCUUUCAUGGGGAGAGCCUGCUCUCUCACAGGUGCUGCCUGGCCUCUGGGGACUCUCCGAGUGUGGGGCCUGGCAGUGGCCGGGCGCUCCUGCCCUGCAUUUCCAGUCCAGCUCUGGCUUUGUCCGGGCCCUCACAGACAGGGCCGUGCGGGGGGCCCUGAGGGGCCGGCCCAGCACAGCCAUGGCAAGCGGCCCCCUGCGUGCCCCAUGCCUGGAGCUGAAUCUCCAGUGUGCUGGAGAAGAGAAUUGGGUGGACAGUCGGACUAUUUAUGUUGGGCAUCGUGAACCACCUCCAGGCGCUGAAGCGUACAUUCCACAGAGAUUUCCAGAUAAUAGAAUAGUCUCAUCAAAGUACACGUUUUGGAACUUUAUACCAAAAAAUUUGUUUGAGCAAUUCAGAAGAAUAGCUAACUUCUAUUUUCUCAUCAUUUUCCUUGUUCAGUUAAUUAUUGAUACACCUACUAGUCCAGUUACAAGUGGACUUCCACUUUUGUUUGUCAUCACUGUCACAGCUAUCAAACAGGGUUAUGAAGAUUGGCUCCGACAUAAAGCUGACAAUGCAAUAAAUCAUUGCCCUGUUCAUUUCAUUCAGCACGGUAAACUGGUUAGGAAGCAAAGCCGAAAAUUAAGAGUUGGAGAUAUUGUAAUGGUAAAAGAAGAUGAAAAAUUCCCAUGUGAUUUAAUAUUCCUAUCAAGUAGUAGAGGAGAUGGGACAUGUUUCGUUACAACAACUGGUUUGGAUGGUGAAUCCAGUCACAAAACUUACUAUGCUGUUCAAGACACAAAGGCAUUUCACAAUGAACAAGAAAUCGAUGCACUGCAUGCUACCAUUGAAUGUGAACAACCUCAGCCUGACCUUUAUAAAUUUGUUGGUCGAAUAAAUGUUUACCAUGAUAGGAAUGAGCCUAUUGCAAGGCCAUUAGGAUCUGAAAAUCUGCUUCUUAGAGGAGCCACUUUAAAGAACACAGAAAAAAUCUUUGGUGUUGCUAUCUACACUGGCAUGGAAACUAAGAUGGCAUUAAAUUACCAAUCAAAAUCACAGAAGCGAUCUGCUGUAGAGAAAUCAAUGAAUGUAUUUCUUGUUGUAUACCUCUGUAUUCUCGUCAGUAAAGCACUAAUAAAUACUGUUCUGAAGUAUGCCUGGCAGAGUGAACCAUUUCGUGAUGAGCCAUGGUAUAAUCAGAAAACAGAGCCUGAAAAGAAAAGAAAUUUGUUUCUUCAAGCUUUUACAGACUUCCUUGCAUUCAUGGUUCUUUUCAACUACAUUAUUCCUGUAUCCAUGUAUGUCACUGUGGAAAUGCAGAAAUUUCUUGGUUCUUAUUUCAUUGCAUGGGAUGAGGAAAUGUUCGAUGAGGGUAUAGGUGAAGGACCAUUGGUGAACACUUCAGACCUCAAUGAAGAGUUGGGACAGAUUGAGUAUGUCUUCACAGAUAAAACAGGAACAUUAACUGAGAACAAUAUGGAAUUUGUAGAAUGUUGCAUUGAAGGGCAUGUUUAUGUACCACAUGUUAUCUGCAAUGGACAAAUCCUUCAUGAUUGUACAGGAAUCGAUAUGAUUGACUCAUCUCCAGGAGGUAGUGGAAAGGAGAGAGAGGAACUAUUUUUCCGAGCUCUUUGUCUUUGCCACACGGUUCAGGUGAAGGAUGAUGACAGCGUAGAUGGUUUGAAGAAAAGCCAGGCACAGAGAAGAUCUUGUAUAUAUAUAUCAUCAUCACCUGAUGAAGUUGCUUUAGUUGAAGGAAUACAGAGACUUGGUUACACCUAUCUAAGGCUGAAAGACAAUUACAUGGAGAUCUUAAAUCGGGACAAUAACAUAGAAAAGUUUGAAUUACUGGAGGUUUUCAGUUUUGAUUCUGUGAGACGGCGAAUGAGUGUAAUUGUUAAAUCUUCAACAGGUGAUAUAUUUCUGUUUUGUAAGGGAGCAGAUUCGUCCAUAUUUCCUAGGGUUAAAGAAGGUAAAAUUGAGCAAGUACGAUCCCGAGUAGAACGCAAUGCAGUGGAGGGACUGCGAACAUUGUGUGUUGCAUAUAAAAAGCUCACUGCAGAAGAAUAUAGCAAUGUACAGAAGCUGCUUCAGAAUGCAAAGUUGGCCCUUCAGGACCGGGACAAGAAAUUGGCAGAAGUGUAUGAGAAGAUAGAAAGAGAUUUUAUAUUACUUGGUGCUACAGCUGUGGAAGAUCGACUACAAGAAAAAGCUGCUGACACAAUUGAAGCGCUCCAGAAAGCAGGAAUUAAAGUUUGGGUUCUGACAGGAGACAAAAUGGAGACUGCUGCAGCUACUUGCUACGCUUGCAAACUCUUCCGACGAAAUACACAAAUACUUGAGCUAACCACAAAGAAAAUUGAGGAGCAGAGUUUACAUGAUGUGCUUUUUGACCUAAACAAAACUGUCAUAAGACAAAAUGGCAGCUUAACCAGGGAUACCUACUCAGGACUUUCAACCGAUACACAAGAUUAUGGCUUAAUUAUUGAUGGAGCAGCAUUAUCAUUAAUAAUGAAACCAAGACACGAUGGGAGCUCUGGUAACUACAGAGAGAUCUUUCUUAAUAUUUGCAGGAACUGCAGUGCAGUGUUAUGCUGUCGAAUGGCACCUCUGCAAAAAGCACAGAUUGUCAAGUUGAUUAAAUUAUCAAAAGAACAUCCUAUCACAUUAGCAAUUGGUGAUGGAGCAAAUGAUGUCAGUAUGAUUCUAGAAGCACAUGUUGGUAUAGGAAUUAUUGGCAAAGAAGGUCGUCAAGCAGCAAGAAACAGUGACUAUGCAAUACCUAAAUUUAAACAUUUGAAAAAAAUGUUGCUUGUUCAUGGGCAUUUAUAUUACAUUAGGAUAUCUGAACUUGUGCAAUACUUCUUUUAUAAGAAUGUCUGCUUCAUUUUUCCUCAGUUUUUAUAUCAGUUCUUCUGUGGGUUUUCACAACAGACUUUAUAUGAUACUGCGUAUCUCACACUGUACAAUAUCAGCUUCACCUCCCUUCCUAUCCUCUUGUACGGUCUAAUGGAACAACAUGUCAGUCCAGACACACUCAAGAGAGAGCCUUCCCUGUACAGAGAUGUUGCCAAGAAUGCUUUGCUGCGCUGGCGUGCAUUUAUUUAUUGGACAUUCCUAGGAGUGUUUGAUGCUGUGGUAUUUUUCUUUGGUGCCUAUUUAUUGUUAGACAACACAAUUGUGACCAGCAACGGACAGGUGUUUGGAACUUGGACCUUUGGAACAGUGGUGUUUACUGUGCUUGUGUUCACGGUUACAUUUAAGCUUGCACUAGAUACACACUAUUGGACAUGGAUUAAUCACUUUGUGAUCUGGGGAUCACUGGUAUUCUACAUUGUCUUUUCUCUGCUCUGGGGAGGAAUUAUUUGGCCUUUUCUCAAUUAUCAGAGGAUGUAUUAUGUGUUCAUGCAAAUGCUGUCCAGUGGUCCUGCGUGGCUGGGUAUAAUUCUGCUCAUAACUGUCAGCCUUCUUCCAGAUGUUCUGAAGAAGGUCUUUUGCAGGCAGUUGUGGCCUACAGCAACAGAAAGAAUCCAGAAUGCAUCAAGGCACUGUCGGGAGCACAUCUCGGAGUUUACACCUCUUGCCUGUCUGAAAAGCCCAAGAUACAGGAGCAGUGACUGCAGCAAUUCCCCAGCAAGAAGGUCUAAUUCUCAUUCUAAAAAAGCGAUGUUUACGCAGUGGAGAGGCAUUGAUUAUUCAGUACUUCCAUCUGUCUUUGGCUACUCAAAUAAGCAUUGCCGUUCCAGUGCAGGCUACCACUACAGUGGGUCAGGUUUGGAAACGUCCAUAUGAAAGAACACCAAGUCAAGCCUUUAAAAACUGUGGUUUUGUUUAUUUAUUUUUUCAGGAAACAGACAUGUCACAGAAACAUAUUAAACUAUAUGUGGCUUUCGCUGUCUGAGGUAGUGUUGAGACAAACAGGAUCAAGAGCUAGAAGUAUGAACCCUUCCAGGCCAAUAGGCCUCUUUUUAUGUUUUGAAUUACUGGAGCAAUGAACAAUCUGCACAGUCUGGUACUGUGAGAAUGGUAGCACUAAAAAUUAUUUUCAUCCUAUGUCAAGACUUCUGUGUAUUUACUACUUCUGUCAUCUUUAGUGAUUUUCUUUGUUACUUGAAGUGCAUAAUUUCAGUCAGUGACCUACAUUUUAAGAUAAACAGUUUUAAUUUUCAGCCAGGAGCAAUUGUCUCAGUUAUCUCAAAUGAAAUUCUCCUAAAGCAUAUUUAACAAAUGCUGUUUCUGAUCUUCCUCUGUCCUUUUUUCUUUCUUUGCUCUUUCUGUAGAACAAACUGGUGUUUCCUCUGUGCAAAUCUGCUUUCAAGAAACACUCUCUAAUGUUCACUUCCUUGUAAGUGGCCAAAUCAGGGCUAUGUAUGGUUUUGGUUAGUUUUCCCCUGUAGCAAGAUAGGCAAAACAAUCCUUGUGUAGAGUAUGCACACACAAUAUGAAGUCAAGUUGGCUGUUAAAUAGGUCAAUAUCACCAAUGUUGGUAUCUACUUUUAAAAUGAAUGUAAGCAUUUUGCCUAAAACAUCUUUGAAUUUGUCAAAGAUGCACAUUACCUGGUGUUCUCACUUCAUAUCCCUAUGAUUGUAAAAUAUAUACAGCAGAAAGUAUUAUAUAUACUUAGAUUUUUUGACACAGUUUUUUGGGUGUUUUUUCUGUAAAAGAAGAAAAGCUGUUUUUCUGGAUGAGCAUCUUUUACUGUCUUGAUUCAUCCUCUUAAUUUUGAUUUUUUUUUUGUGUGUGUGCAUGUAUGGUUAGAUACUGGCUAAUGGGCUUGGUAGAUGUAUUACAAAGCACACAACUGUUAGCUUUUGCAAGCACCCCACGAGGCGACACAACUGUUGACUAACAGUUGAACCACAGUUGGGAUAUAGAAACUAGUUUGCAAGGAUUCUGUUUGAAUUCCCUUAAGAAUGACAGCCAACUUGCACUUCUGUUUUCUCUGCUACAUAAACAUUACCUUGCAGUAAUUCAACUAUUAGCUGCAUCCUUGUGUUGUUUCUUUAGUCCAGUGUUUUAUUUUGGGGUGCAAAAAUAUGUGAAGGAGUAACCCAAUUUCAGUCAAUUUCAGCUUAGUGGUUACAACUGGUCAAUAGCCAUCCUCAUUCAACACCUCUGUGAGGAAUUUACCUAAAAAUUUAUUUCAGUGUGAAAACAAAAUAUUUGGAAUCAGACCUGCAGCUUUUAUUGGAAGACCUGGCCAUGACAUUGUUAGUUGUCUUUCACAUGGACAAGGGUGGCAGAGAAAAGUUAUUUCCCUUUUUGUGAUUUAACAAGAAAAAAUGGAGGCAACAUAAGUUUACUUACUACUUUACUUUAUAAUGAAAGAGAAAUCAACUUACUAGGAAAUGUUCCUCACAGUAUUUUGAGCAGUUUUUGUAUUAAACAGUGAUUUAUUAUUAAAAUGCCCUGGGUCAAGCAGAGAUUGUAAAGUGAGUUAUGAAAUCUUCAGUAUACCAAAGAUAACAGAAUUUUAAAGCCUCACAGUGAGCACCACAGAUAAAGGUUUUUUAUCAUUUAACAUAUAGCACUUUUAAGUUUCAAAGAAUGUUCUUAUAGCAGUAGCAUUUUGAAAUACAUACACGUGUGGGUGUGUGUACAUAUACUUGCCAUUACAGACUUGAAUGUUGGUCAGUUAGAACCGUCCCCUACAUAAAACACUGGUGUAUAUAUUUUUAAGAAAUUAAUAUGGGUAUACAUUUUAUACCAGUAGCAGUGACAAAUUUCUUGUGUGUAGUUAACAAAUUAUUUGUAAUGUAUUUUUUAGAAAUCUUAAAAUUGCCUUUGCACUGAAAUAUUUUUCAUACUGUAGCUAUUUAUAAAUCUGUUUUACGCAUACAUUUGUUAACACACCAUUUCUAUUUUUUUUUAAGUAUAUGUUUUGAAGGCUUUUUUUAUAACUAUAAGUUUUGGCCACUUAAAUUUAGCUUAGAGUGGAGUUGUGGCUGAAUGUUAAAAUUCUAAUGAAUGUCAAAUUAGAAAUACAGGUCUGUUGCUCUGAGUCUCACCCAAGUUAUUGAUGUUUUGUUGGGAUUUGUGGUAUAAGCGAUUAGAGCGCUGUACUUGCAGUCCUAUAUUAUUACUGCUAGCUUUUUUACUCAAUAAAACCUCCUGCUUUUUUACUUUGUGAGUUCCAUCUUUUAGCCUUAAAUAAGGAAAUUUUUGCUUGAUGUUUUUGAAAAUGCUGCAUUCCUGUUCUGCCUACUAACAAAGCAGUUCAUUGCAAACUUCAUGUAGCCCUACACUUAGAUAUUGUUGACAACAUUGUUCAGGCUGAAACACCUGUAUACCUGUUUGAGGAAAUUUUAGUUCACCAUGUCAUUAUUUGGAGGAGAAAGAAUGCUUCAAUUUAAGUGGAAGUUUCUGCUUUGAUUUAGCAAUACUUUUACCUUUAAAAGUUGGUGCUGUUUGUUUGUUAAAAUAGACUGUUUAAUGAAAUGAACAUAAAACAUCAACUUGGCUUCACUUGAUGUGUUUUUGCUUCAGUCCCUGUUACUAUUGCCAGGUAAACCUAGUCCACUGCACCAGGUGUUAACUUGGGAGUUUUACUGCAAAAGAUAAAAAGAUGAAAAAAUAUAAAUUAGAUCAAAAUGCAUUAGAGUGAUUUGUAAUGGGUGGGACACUGAGAGGAGACAGAUUUUUAAGUAUGAAGAAAAAAAAAGGAAAAGUCUAAAAAUCUGUGUAACCUUCUAACUUGCCUUGUUUAAAUUGUUGCAGCUUUAACAGCAUUAAUGUCUCCAUAUCUGCUUCUAUAAAUGUCUUGAAACUGGUAAGCGCUAACCAAAUGUAUGUGAAGACUUAGAAAAUAUUUCAAGCUUUUUGGCCACAGAAGCUCAUAUAUUCCUGCAGUGGCUUGUGGCAAAAGAUUUUUUUUGUUUUACCAUGUACAAUAAUUGUUUGUUCAGCCACUUAAUGUAAAAGCUUACAGUUUACUUUCUUGCUUGCAUUAGCCUGUUUGUCUUGACCGAACUGGCUUGCAAAAAUAAGAGGAAAAAAAUAGCUUAAUUGAGGAGCUGCACUACUUUUCUUUUGGAAGCCAGUGGGAUCCUUAUGCUCAUGCUACUGUCUCUGUUAAAAAAGCUUUAAUGGAAAUUUGUGAAAGUAUUACAAAAGUGAAAACAUACAUGAUUCUACUUUACAGAAUAAUAAAAAAAUCAGUUUAUAUAGCUUUAAUUUUUUAUCUUAUGAAAAUUCACAAGAUUUCAGUCUGCAUUGUCUUGGGCAUAAAUUCUGUGCUAUGUACAUUUUGCAUUUUAGAGGUUCUUUCAUGAUCUAAUGUAAAGUAGAAUCUGCGAAAGUUGCUCUGUGGGGCUGGAGUAGUUAUCUGUGCUUUAAACAUUAAAGAUGUCUGUAGUCAUCAGCACCAAAUACUGACACUUAUUUUUAAUUGAACAAUUUUAGGUGCAUUUAUUUGAAAAUAAAUCAGCCUUCAAAUCUAAUAUUCAGAUUAUCCUAUACUACUUCAUUUAUUUGAUUUGAAGAGUCAAUGUGUGAAUACAUUACUGUAAAGUUUCUUUUCAGUACUAUUUUUAACUUUUGUUUCUGUAGACAACCAAAUAUAACUUGUUUAUAUUCAGCCAUAUUUUGAAUCCUUAUGUAGAAUAUAUAAGCAGGAGAUACAAAUCUGCUUGCAAUAAAUAUAAACAUUCAAGACUGGUUUAAGUUUGCUCACAAAUAAUUAAAGUAAUUCUAGUAUGAAUAUGAGAUGGUUUCAUAUUAGUCUGUAAUAAAAUGUAAGUAUAUAAAGAAAA
Cyanistes caeruleus (blue tit) is the source of this 7914-nucleotide messenger RNA. RefSeq names its product ATPase phospholipid transporting 11A (gene ATP11A). Lineage: Eukaryota; Metazoa; Chordata; Aves; Passeriformes; Paridae. Gene Ontology annotation, biological process: phospholipid translocation. Gene Ontology annotation, molecular function: ATP binding; magnesium ion binding; ATPase-coupled intramembrane lipid carrier activity. The record is from RefSeq and is a predicted model, not a curated record. Gene Ontology annotation, cellular component: endoplasmic reticulum; plasma membrane; recycling endosome.